Messenger RNA from Populus trichocarpa (black cottonwood), 704 nucleotides. RefSeq lists its product as uncharacterized. The coding region runs from base 156 to 452 and encodes 98 amino acids. Lineage: Eukaryota; Viridiplantae; Streptophyta; Magnoliopsida; Malpighiales; Salicaceae. The transcript is spliced from 2 exons. The record is from RefSeq and is a predicted model, not a curated record.
CCUCUCUAUUCCUUUUCCUUUCUCUAAACCAUUUUUUGAUUUUGACGAAACUUAAACCAAACAACCUUCUUCUUCUUCUUCUUCUUAAUAAUAAUACAAACAACAAAAGAUUAUUUAUCUCUUAGAUUUCUCAAAUUUGACACGUAAUACUAACAAUGUGCCCAUUGAGGCUGAUUCUGGUAUUCCUCUCCGCCACUCUUGCCGGUUUUUUUGUUAUAAAAAACCUCAAGUCCCGCCCUUUCUCCGCCAGCACCGACACUGGAGAUGAUGACAAUUCCACCACCACCACCGACAGCAACAAGAAUUCUCCUCAUCCAUCUGAUUCUUCUUCUUCUUCUCGGUUCUCAAAGGUAAAGUCAGGGGUGGAAAUGGGGUUUUGGACAUUGGUGGAUAUGGCAAGUGGGAAAUACUUGUGGAGGCAAUUGGGUUUUUCCUCAAAACGUGAAAGUUGAUUGCUGUUUGGAGUUUUUGUUUCUGUAGGUAAUGGAAUUUACAAGGGUGUUCAGGUUUUCAUUUUUCUAGUAAUGGUUGCGUGUUACUGCAAUCCAACUGGAAAAAAUAGACCCCAUUUGGAAAUCGUUGUUGUUGUAUUGGUUGUGGAAUUGUAACUUGUAAAUUAAUAUUAGCAUUUAGUAAGAAUGAAAGAUCAGUACUUUGUACUAUUAGCAUUUAAUAAGAAUGAAAGAUCAGAACUGUGGCUUUUA